Pogona vitticeps (central bearded dragon) is the source of this 3139-nucleotide messenger RNA. NCBI's taxonomy places the organism in Eukaryota, Metazoa, Chordata, Lepidosauria, Squamata, Agamidae. The record is from RefSeq and is a predicted model, not a curated record.
GCACGUGAGAACGCAACCGGAUGACACUCCCGGCAACAGAGCUAAGGGCUCCUGCCGGGCAUAAAGUGAGUGCAAAAAGAAGACUCUCUCUCUCUCUCUUUUUAAAUUGUAAUUGAUUUUGCACUCUUGGGUGCCCCAUGCACACGUGCGUUUGAAGCUGGGAAGCCGUACACGGAAGCGUUUUGGGGGAAGAGGGAGAAGACUCCUGCCCACCCACGCGUCCGAGUUUUGCACCGUUUGCAGCCGGAGGACCCGCGCCCGGAGCGGGCAAAGGCACCCAGGGGACGCCAGACCCUCGUUUGGGAUCUGAAUCCGGCCAGGUCCUGCGUGCACGCUUCUCAAACGCGUGUCUUUCAUUUCGCCUCGAUUUGAAGGGGGAAGGCAAAGCCUUGAUGACAGCCAUGGCGUGGUGGCCCUUGCGCCUCCCCAGAGGUUUCCUGCUUCGGGUAAUAAAUGCAAGAAGAGUCUUGGGUUCCGACGUGAUUGUAGGAACGUGUUGCUCAGGGACAAGACGCCAGCCUUGCCGUUCGAGCCAAACGGCGGCUGCCGAGAGCCCGGCGGAAGAACAAAACUAUUACCCCCUCUACCCGGGCCACAUCCCCACCAGUCUUCUGCAGAAAAGCCUGCUGGCCGUGGGUUCGGCGUUCAUGGCUCUUUACGAUCCGUAUCGUCAUGAUAUGGUGGCCGUCCUCGGGGAAACGACGGGUUACUUAGCUCUGCAGAAGCUGCGGGAGCAGAUGAGAAAUGACCCCGAAGGAUACCGGAUCCUCCAAGAGCGGCCCCGGAUACGCCUCUCCACACUGGAUAUUGCUGGACUCCGGAUGCUUCCAGAAGGGACCUUUGGCCGGGAAUACGUUCGCUUUUUGGACGACAAUAGAGUUUCCCCGGACACGAGGGUAUCGGCCAGGUUUGUCGAUGACGAAGAGCUGGCCUAUGUCAUCCAGCGUUACCGAGAAGUCCAUGACUUGAUGCACACCCUCCUGGGUAUGCCCACCAACAUGCUCGGGGAGAUUGCAGUGAAGUGGUUCGAGGCUGUCCAGACUGGCCUGCCCAUGUGCAUUCUGGGAGCAAUGUUUGGCCCCGUCCGUCUGAACACCCGGAAACUGCGGAUCCUGACUACGGAGCUGAUCCCGUGGGCCAUUAGGAGCGGACGCAGCGCCAACUCCAUCCUGAACGUCUAUUACGAGGAGCGCUGGGAGCAGACAGUGGAGUCCCUUCGUAACGAAAUCGGCAUCCUGCCACCCCCAGAGGUACAAGUCCAGGGCCGUGCUGGACAGGAGAAGACCGGCCUCCUUUGAUGGACCCAGGAGCCGUUAGAGGAACCGAAGAGAUUAAACUUGUGGCAGUGAAACACAGCUUGCGGUGGAUCGCCCACGAUCGUCUCUGUCUGAUCUAACCGAAAGUUUUCUUGAGCCAUCAGCAAUGUGUGAAUGUGUUCCCGGUAUUAUUAUUUUUUUGAACGGUCACUAAAAUUUGGGCGAGGGGGCUUUUUCUAUUUAAAAAGGAGCUUUUCAAAAAGAAAAAAAUAUUUGAGGCUAGUUGAGGUGCAGGAGAAGGUGCAGGUGGUGGUUGGAUGAUUGUCUGCCCGUCCCUUAGAUCCAUGCCUCUGUUGAGACCAGCGCUAAUAAGCGAGGAGCAUCAGUGGCCUCCCUGCCCAACGACGGCUUUAGACGUUGGGCAACAUCGUCAGCCGCAAAUAGAAGCUUGCUUUUCUCAUCCUCAAGAAGUCACGGAGUCAGGCACCACGAGGACAACAUGUGUAAACUCUGGACGGUGAAUGAAAACAUGUUUUAUUAUUCCACGGAGAAGAGCCAGAAGGCUUCCCUUUGACUGACUUGCUCAGCAAAAACAACAACAAAAAAUCAAGUCCAUAGUCCUCAUGGCUACCAGGGAAUUUUGAGGUGGCCCUGAGCCGUGUUUUCUCCACUCCCAAAAGCUCAAAAGAGAACAGCGUCUGUUGUGAGCCGCCCAGAGUAGACAAUGUCUAGAUGGGCGGCAUAUAAGUGCAAUAAAUAAAUAAAUAUGUUAAAAAAACAGAUGGGUUACCUGAAUAAAUGCCUAGCAUAGUUAUUAAAGAUGUUUUUUAAGCUGCCCAUUGUCCUAAAAUUUUAGGGUGGUGUGCAGAAUUCAGAGAAGUCAAAGUUAAGGCCCAACACCAUGAAAUUAAACCACGCGACACCCCAGUAACCAUAAGGAGUAGAAGAGAAGGAAAUGAAGCUGAACUCUUCUCUCGACUGCCUUCCUUUCCUACACACCUCUUUUACCUGACAGGGCUUUGUAUUCCUCACGACGAGCAAAUCUUGAAAGAAAGCAGGGAAAUGCAAGUAAAUCUUGCGGGUUGUGAGGGAAUUUAUGCCAAGUGCUCUUGGGUACAGUGAGCGCUUAUACCCAUUUAGGUUGCUUGCUUUCGGCAAUUGAUUUUGCAAUGCAGAGGCACCCUAGAGAAGGGUGCUGAUGUAGCAUUUGAGUCAUGCCUCUAUAAGCAGAAUUUUGCCCAGCCCGUGGUUACGUUUGUAGGGCAAGCGUGCCAGAAGGAAAGGAGCGGAUCCAGGACGGUGGUGCUUUUUAUACCUGCUCUUGAAUUGGGUCCCUGCCCACGACGUCUGGGCGGCAGUAUUUUCCUUUCUGUAUCCCCCAGUCCGGAAAUGCCAGCUCAGUGGCGUACGAUGCUUUUCUGCAAAUCAGCUCCGCAAAUACGGGUCGGACCAGUUCCCUGCCCCAGUUUAGCUUUUAAUUGAGAUUGCAAAACUUAAUUAAAUCACUGUUGUCACUGUGCUUAUCUUAAACUUUAGCUAAAGUGGUCAGAGGCUAUACUUAUUUUGUUAUGAUGAGUUCUGUGUUAUUUUUCCCUCUUGUGCUAUAUUCCCGUCUCUGCCUGGCAGUCCGAGGGAAUAUCUCCCACGCGAGACGAAACAGACUCCGAGCCCCGAAAGCCGGUGUCAGGACAGAAGCCAUCUUUACAAAAGUGCAGCUCAAGAAGUGUGUUCUCUGAAAGGUGUGAUGAAACCCCCCUGUUUUUUUGGGGGGGGGGCUGGGGCAGAUAAACAUGGAUAUAAAGUCCAGAAGUGAAAAUUUAUUCUUUGUGUUCUAUCACAGUUUAGGGGUACCUUUACGACAGAAUUGGAGACACGGUUGGGAA